ACCUGGGCAUGGCGAUGUAAAACGAAACCCGCCUAUAUAAAGCAGUCCCUGGCCUUUGGCUUUCCCCUGUCUUCGCAUCACUGUCCCUCCAUCUCACAUACUCACACAGUGGGAGUGCGGUGGUCUUCUGCUGAGAAUAUAACAUCACUACAAUUUAUUUCCCAUUUUGCCGUUCCCUCAUCGUGUUUCCAUGGAGCCACGAGGUGUUCUCCUCUUAGGUUUCAUCUGCGUUAUCGUCGCCGGCGUCGGUGGCCAAGCUCCGCCCAGCCCACCCACCACUACUCCCUCUCCUCCUACUCCCACUGCACCCACCACAGCUCCCCCUGCUCCUCCUACUCCCACAGCUUCACCUCCCCCUACCAACAAUCCACCUCCAACUCCAACAUCAUCCCCGCCCCCUGUACCUUCAUCUCCUCCUCCCGUAGUGUCGUCGCCUCCGCCAGCUGUCACUUCUCCACCCCCGGUCCAGGCUUCACCGCCGCCUGCUUCCUCCCCUCCUCCGGUGAGCUCCCCACCACCGGCUUCACCUCCUCCUCAAGUCAGCUCUCCUCCACCGGUUUCCCCUCCUCCUCCAGCUCCGGCCUCCCCUCCUCCAUCUCAACCACCUCCGCCAGCCACUCCCCCGCCACCGGCAUCUACACCCGCACCACUGGCUGCCCCGCCAGCUUCUGUUCCCUCACCAGCUCCCGCUACGCCGACAUCCCCAGCGCCGUCGCCUUUGUUGCGGAGUCCUCCGUCUCCUCCGACGGCAGCUCCAGCUCCUGCUCCCAGCCUGGGCACUACCGCCCCUGCUCCAUCAGCCACUGAUCAGAGUGGAGCAGAGAGCAUAGAGUCGUCGGCCAAGAUUAUAUCGAGCUUGGCCUUUGGAUGGACUGUCCUAUAUUUCCUAAUUUAGAUCAAAUCUUGUCUUUGUCAUCUACAUUUCUUACUAAGUAUUACUGCUCAUAUUGCUUGCCAUCAUUUUGAUUAGCUCGUUGGAUGGACUUUUUACCUGUUGUACUCGAUUUACGCAUUCACUUCAAUUCUUUGAGAGGCUUAUAUGGAGCUUUUUUGUGUAUGAAUUGAGGGGUUGAUUUUUUUUUUUUUUUGGCCCACAUUAUUCUCGAGUUGUUUUUUA
Coffea eugenioides is the source of this 1117-nucleotide messenger RNA. RefSeq names its product classical arabinogalactan protein 9. The transcript is spliced from 2 exons. The coding region runs from base 191 to 895 and encodes 234 amino acids. The record is from RefSeq and is a predicted model, not a curated record. Gene Ontology annotation, cellular component: plasma membrane. Lineage: Eukaryota; Viridiplantae; Streptophyta; Magnoliopsida; Gentianales; Rubiaceae.